AUAUUUUACAGAUUGGAUUAUGGAAGUGGGAAGUGAAGAAGAAAAAUGGGAGAAGCUGGAUGCUGAAUUUGAUCACUUUGUGGUUGAUAUGAAGCCCUAUGUUCUAAAAUUACCCCAUAGGACAGAACGGCAGAGGUGUGCUCUUUGGAUUAGAAAGCUGUGUGAGCCUUCAGGAACAGGUGCAGGAAUAAUGGGGAGGAAGAAUCGGAACCUGUAUGCAAAAUUGUUAUUGCAUAUGCUUAAACGGGGUGUGCUUGAAGGCCCUUUUACACACCGACCUGAACCCGGGACACUAAAAAUUCUACCUUCAUACAUGUCCAUCUAUUUUGAUGAACCAAAUCCAGCACAAGCAAAAGGUUCAAGCCCAGAGGGAUUACCAGCCUGGGUACUGGGUGAGCUGGAGACAAGUGAACGCAAAUUAAAUGAAUCAUGGAAACUUUCUUCUGGAGAAGAUAACACUUUGGUACAGUCGCCAACUGAUGUCUACAGCAGGGAACAGUACACUGGGAAGCUCCGAAUGAGAUCACAUUCUAUGAGUCCAACUCACAGAGAAGAUGGACAAAAUAUUACCCCAAAGAUUUGUGAAGUUUAUUCGAAAAAGUCUCCUGUUUCUUUGGAUGAUAGUGACAUUGAAGCUCGCCUUAAUAGUUGGAAUCUUGGGAUAGAAAAUCCUCGAUACCUGAGACAGAAGCCUAUCCCAGUUUCUCUGCAGAUGACACCGAAAUUUAGCCUGAGAAAAUCCAGCAGUUUCCAUGAUGAUCAUUUUCUCUCUCGAAUACGUGAGAAAGAGUUGGACAUGAAAACAAAAAUGAUGGAAGCUAAAUUUCAUGAAGAAAAGCUUAGGCUGCAACAGAAACAUGAUGCUGAUGUUCAGAAGAUUUUAGAAAGAAAGAAUAAUGAAAUAGAGGAACUGAAAACUUUAUACAGGAGUAAACAACAUGAAACUGAAGAGACUAUUAGAAAGCUUGAAAAGAAAGUUCAGACACUGAUACGUGACUGUCAAGUUAUCAGAGAGACUAAAGAAGACCAGAUUACAGAACUAAAAAAGAUAUGUGAACAAAGCACAGAAUCUCUAAAUAAUGACUGGGAAAAAAAGCUUCACAAUGCUGUAGCAGAAAUGGAACAGGAAAAGUUUGAUCUUCAAAAGCGACACACUGAAAACAUUCAAGAAUUGCUUGAGGAUACAAAUGUGCGUCUGAAUAAAAUGGAGAGUGAAUAUAUGGCGCAAACACAGUCCACAAACCACAUGAUCAAAGAACUGGAGGCCCGUGUCCAGCAGCUGACUGGAGAAGCAGAGAACAGUAAUUUACAGAGGCAGAAAUUAAUUCAAGAAAAAGCGGAACUUGAAAGAUGUUACCAGAUAACGUGUAGUGAAUUACAAGAAGUAAAGGCAAGGCGUAACACACUGCAUAAAGAGAAGGACCAUCUUGUAAAUGAUUAUGAGCAAAACAUGAAACUGUUACAAACCAAAUACGAUGCUGAUGUAAACCUUCUAAAACAAGAACAUGCUCUUUCAGCUUCUAAGGCAUCUAGUAUGAUUGAAGAAUUAGAACAGAAUGUCUGUCAAUUAAAACAGCAGUUACAGGAAUCAGAACUUCAAAGAAAGCAACAACUAAGGGAUCAAGAAAAUAAGUUUCAAAUGGAGAAAAGUCAUUUAAAACACACCUAUGAAAAAAAGGCUCAUGACUUGCAGAGUGAACUUGAUAAAGGAAAAGAAGAUACUCAAAAGAAAAUUCAUAAAUUUGAGGAAGCUUUGAAGGAAAAAGAGGAGCAGCUUACUCGUGUGACUGAAGUUCAGAGGUUGCAGGCCCAGCAGGCAGAUGCCGCUCUGGAAGAGUUUAAGCGGCAGGUGGAACUGAACUCAGAGAAAGUCUAUGCUGAAAUGAAAGAGCAGAUGGAAAAAGUGGAGGCAGAUCUAACUAGAUCCAAAUCUCUUCGUGAGAAACAAUCAAAGGAGUUUUUAUGGCAACUGGAGGACAUCAGACAGCGGUAUGAACAACAGAUAGUAGAGCUGAAGCUGGAGCAUGAACAGGAGAAGACGCACCUAUUACAGCAGCAUAACGCAGAGAAGGAUAGCCUAGUCCGAGACCAUGAACGGGAAAUUGAAAACCUGGAAAAACAGCUUCGCGCUGCCAAUAUGGAGCACGAAGAUCAAAUUCAGGAGUUCAAGAAACGAGAUGCACAGGUUAUUGCCGACAUGGAAGCCCAGGUUCACAAGUUGAGAGAAGAACUGAUCAAUGUGAACUCACAGCGGAAACAGCAGCUGGUAGAGCUUGGUCUUCUUCGUGAAGAGGAAAAGCAAAGGGCUACAAGGGAACACGAGAUUGUUGUCAACAAACUGAAGGCUGAAUCAGAAAAGAUGAAAAUAGAGCUGAAAAAGACUCAUGCCGCUGAGACAGAGAUGACACUGGAAAAGGCCAACAGCAGGCUGAAGCAGAUCGAGAAGGAAUACACUCAGAAGCUUGCCAAAUCUUCACAGAUCAUAGCAGAACUUCAGACAACCAUUUCCUCUCUGAAAGAGGAGAACAGCCAGCAGCAGCUUGCUGCAGAAAGGCGGCUCCAGGAUGUUAGACAAAAGUUUGAAGAUGAGAAGAAGCAGCUGAUUAGAGAUAAUGACCAAGCAAUCAAGGUAAUCUGAAGACUUCAGUAACCAGUGGUACCAGCUGCUUUAAUGUAAUUAAAAGGAGGGCUGAAAUCCCAGCAGUGGGCAGAUGAAUGCGGGUAUCUGGCUUGUUCACACAGCCUGCAGUAAUUCCAUUCACUGGACUCUACCUUUGAUGUAUCCAGUGACUCAGGGUGACUUCCCUCGAAGAGAUCGCAUGCCAGCAUAAACAGUCAUUUUUGGCAAGCCCAGUCCAUUCACAUUGAACAGAUAUUUUAAAAAUACCCUGUCCUUUCUCUUGAGAACCACUUUGGAACUGUCUCUUGAAAUUAGAAUGACUGUUUGAGCCUAGCACUGCCGGCUGUUAAAGUCAGAAGUCAGCUUCCAAUUUGCAUUCUGUUCUUUGCCCACAUCCUUUCAUUAUGUAUUCGCAUAAUGAGAAAUAACCUGUUCGAAGCUUGGAAUGCCAACCAUUUGAUGUGCUUCGACACAGUACAGGAAAGAUGUGUUUUUGCUGAGAAACUAGGUUGUUUCCAAAUGACUUCAGAGAAUCACACCCUUAAUAGCAACAGAAAAUUCCCUGGACCCCGAUUCUUUCGGUGAUAGGCAGUUAGAUCUCCAAGUAGUUUUUUCUUGGCUUCAUAGCAGUGAAUAUUAUUGUAAGUGUCUACAUCAUACUGGAUUUAAUCUGUGAGGAUAAGCAUCUGGAAACCUUUAUAAAUAAGGCUUAAAAGAGAACAAAAAAAUUUUAAAGAAUUCCCAGCAAAAGAUUAUUUUUCAGCGACUUUAGUUUGACAUAACAAUACUCAAAGAGUGUAGAGUCAUCAUACAAAGCAAAGAACGAUAGAAGAAAAAUUUGGGUUUUAUAGCUGCCCUUUCCUGCCUGACCUCUGCAUCUUCUUUUUCUAUAGCCUAUUGCAGGCAAUCUGAGUAACGUUGGGAAGAGUUAGUGUUAAUGUCAGUUGCUUUUUAUGUAUUCCCUUUAAGCUGAGACAACAGUAGACAGAAUAAAAAGCCUUAACAGAUGGACAAAACCUUCAAGGCCUUUACAUCCGGCCUCCUCACUUUACCAGUGAGGACUUAUUUUUUUGUUAAUGACAUUUUUCCUAUAUAUUUCCACCUGCAAGCUUAAUUCCCCUACCUGUGUUAUGGAGACCAAAAAAAAAAAAAAAAAAAAGAUUUUUUUUUCAUAUUCUAGUGGUUUAGAAACAUCUUUCAAGUUUUUUUUCAAUUACAAAUGUACAGGAAGCGCCCCCAUUGAUCUGUGUAACAGAUCUCGCUUCACAUAAAUUGUGUUGCAUAUUUUGUUUAAAUUGUUUUAGUUCUAUAAAAUUUCCAUAUUAGGUGGAUUUCUUUUUCACUUUAUGUCCAAAUACCAAGUGAUAGGUAAUAUCCAAAUUUUAAAUGAACAAUCAAAUCUCAAUAUAAGCAAAAAUGGAAAAUAUUAAUGUACUCCUGACAACGUAGUUCUGGUAGUUACUUGAU
Messenger RNA from Chlorocebus sabaeus (green monkey), 4087 nucleotides. NCBI's taxonomy places the organism in Eukaryota, Metazoa, Chordata, Mammalia, Primates, Cercopithecidae. The record is from RefSeq and is a predicted model, not a curated record.